AUGCACUGGCUUCUGUGCCUGAUGUCGUUGCUUCUGGUCGGCGACGUCGUGCUUCCGGCUCGUCGACGUCACACUCUGAAUAUGGCAAUGCUAGAAACACCAGUGAAAGGCCGUGAGGUCGUCGCCUAUGCUUCUGCUGAUCAGCAUCCCAGAACUUCGGAUGAUGACGACCAGACGGAAUUCGUCCGACGUGAAUGGACCGAAGCUGUGUAUAAGAAAGUCCGAACCUAUAGUUGGAUGUUCGCAUUGUUUUACCGUAUUCGAUUUUCGCCUCUUAUACCCAUGAGCCCCUCACCAGCUUCUUCUUCUCCUAUCGUAUUCCUUCGUAGUUAG
This is a messenger RNA of Cooperia oncophora, 333 nucleotides long. The record is from the annotation of a GenBank genome assembly. NCBI's taxonomy places the organism in Eukaryota, Metazoa, Nematoda, Chromadorea, Rhabditida, Trichostrongylidae.